AUGCAGCAUGAGGGCCAGACAGGCCUCAGGCCACACCAGGUCGCUGCCAAGGACGUCGGCCGCAUCGGCGCUGGCCUUGUUGGCGCGAAGUGCUCAGGACCAGAGCCCUUCGUACUACGCCUCAACAAGGCUUACCUUAAGUGGUAUAAGGAACAAGGAACCAUGGAGCCCGCUACGGCCGAUGUGGACACUUCGGCAUGGUCGCCGCGAGCGGCCCGAACUUCCGCGUCACCUGCUUCAAUGACGCCAGGCUUCGCCACCCCUCAAUCUUCAUUUGAAGUGGACUCGCCCUUUGCUUCGCCAGAGACCUCGUCCGUUUACGGCACUCCACUGCCGGCGCGGCUUGCCCCAACCGACCAGGCGCCCUCGCCACAAUCACCCGCUGUGGCCCAUCGAAAGAGAGGACGUCGAUUCGACAACGCAGGCCGAUUAUUGCCCAACAAGCCCUUCCUCGGUGAAGGCAAUGACUGCGGUGCAGUCAAGGAGGACACCCCCCAAACAGAGCUGAGCUGCGACCAAGAAGAAGAAGAGCGGAGCGGCCAUGGCCAGCGUGGAUCAAGGCUAGACCAGUAA
Messenger RNA from Acanthamoeba castellanii str. Neff, 573 nucleotides. RefSeq lists its product as uncharacterized. NCBI's taxonomy places the organism in Eukaryota, Discosea, Longamoebia, Acanthamoebidae. The transcript is spliced from 4 exons. The record is from RefSeq and is a predicted model, not a curated record. Bases 1 to 573 code for a protein of 190 amino acids.